Microthlaspi erraticum is the source of this 894-nucleotide messenger RNA. NCBI's taxonomy places the organism in Eukaryota, Viridiplantae, Streptophyta, Magnoliopsida, Brassicales, Brassicaceae. The record is from the annotation of a GenBank genome assembly.
AUGUUAACGGCUCUGAUUAACUCUUUCACCUACUACCUCUCCGAACAUCCAUACAUCGUCGGAUUCCGUUGGGGACACAGCCAAUCAUGGGGCUCCACGUGGUCUUUCCUCUUCACCUCAAUUUCACUCUACAUCGCCGUCUCUUCUUCCCUCCACAUCCUCCUCUCCGCCGUCCUCCGCCGUAACCGUUCCGUUCCUUUAGGCCACAUCCCCGAAAUCCACAGCCUUCUCAUGUCAAUCAUCUCCGCCACCAUUUUCGCUGGAAUCCUCCUCUCCGCCGCCGCAGAAAUCCGCGACACACGGUGGUUCUGGCGACGGAGCAAAACCGUCACUUCUCUCCAAUGGCUCCUCUGUUUUCCUCUCGGGACUCGUCCGUCGGGUCGGGUCUUCUUUUGGUCCUACGCGUUUUACCUCACACGCUUUCUCCACAUGUUCCGUACGAUCUUCGCCGUGCUCCGUCGCCGGAGACUCUCCGUGUCUCAGCUCUUCUGCAACUCCGUCAUGGCCUUCACGUCGUUCCUCUGGCUCGAAUUCUCGCAAUCGUACCAGAUUCUAGGCAUCCUAUCGACGACGCUGGUUUACUCGGUGGUUUAUGGUUACAGAUUUUGGACCGGGUUUGGUUUACCCGGUUCGGUUUUCCCAUCUUUCGUAGUGAAUUGUCAGAUGGUUCUCGUGGGCUGUAAUCUCGUGUCACACGCUGGGGUUCUUACGAUGCACCUCAUUAAAGGCGGAUGCAGUGGGAUCGGCGCGUGGAGUUUAAACUCUGUGCUCAACGGUGCGAUUUUGUUGCUUUUUCUCAAUUUUUAUGUGAGAAUGCAUUCGCCAAUACGCCGCCGUAUCGGUAACACUUCGCCGGAGCUUGAAUUACCAGCGAACGUAAAGCAAAAUAAUUAA